Stegodyphus dumicola is the source of this 894-nucleotide messenger RNA. RefSeq names its product QRFP-like peptide receptor. The record is from RefSeq and is a predicted model, not a curated record. Lineage: Eukaryota; Metazoa; Arthropoda; Arachnida; Araneae; Eresidae. Gene Ontology annotation, molecular function: G protein-coupled receptor activity. Gene Ontology annotation, biological process: G protein-coupled receptor signaling pathway. Gene Ontology annotation, cellular component: plasma membrane.
AUGAAAAGCAGUUGAUAUAUGGCCAUUCUUCAUCCGCUGGAAUCUCGAAUGCAGCAGACCAAAGCUCGUGCAAAGAGGAUCCUAUUUGUGGUGUGGAUACUCCCAUGCUGUGUGGCCGCCCCUUUCCUUUACCCUUCGGAAGCAUACAGCAAUACACUGCAUAGCCAGUAUGGAGUAAUUUCCAGGCUCACAUGCUUUAUAAUGCUGCCUGAGAAUUUCAGGCGCGCAUACUAUACAUUCUUGUUUGCUUUCAUCUACAUACUCCCUCUCUCUUUCAUCGCCGGUACCUGCUUUCAGGUUGCCAGAUGCCUCUUAAAAGACAUUCCUGUUCACAGACAAGGAAGUAUCCGACGACAGGAAGCUAACAGAAGGAAGGUGGCCAAAAUGGUUCUGAUGGUGGUCCUUGCCUUUGCUGUGGCGUGGACGCCCUACUUUCUAGUGAGCAUCAUUACGCAAUACCAAGCAGUUAAUUUUAUGGAGCGGGAAAAUUUCUUCUUCACCAUGCUUUGCAUUAAUCUGUUUGCUUUCUCGAACUCUUGCGUCAAUCCCUUCAUAUAUGCUGCUAUGAGCAAUCGAUUUCGGAAUGGCUUCUUGCGGCUCUUUCGCUUUAUUUUCUGCCCAAGUAGUUGCUCAGAGGAACCAGCCAACCAAGGGAAAAGUGAAGCCGCUCGAAAUGUACGAUUCAAAUGCCAGGACUAUGAUGUUCAAGAAGCAGAGUGCCCUGUCUGGGCUACUGAUGUUGCUGAGGCCCACCUCCGAGAACUCGUGGAAGAUAAUCAAUAUGCAACCAUUCGAGAGUUUGCUGAGGAGUUAGAUGUUGGUGUCAUGCCCAUUAGCUUGCACUAUGCAUCGUAUAAAUUUAAUGUACAAGUUCAACUGCUGGGUGCCGCAUGA